Messenger RNA from Encephalitozoon cuniculi GB-M1, 2553 nucleotides. RefSeq names its product translation elongation factor 2. Gene Ontology annotation, cellular component: cytosol; ribonucleoprotein complex. The record is from RefSeq and is marked provisional. Gene Ontology annotation, biological process: translational elongation. Gene Ontology annotation, molecular function: translation elongation factor activity; GTP binding; GTPase activity. The transcript has a single exon. Bases 1 to 2553 code for a protein of 850 amino acids. Lineage: Eukaryota; Fungi; Microsporidia; Unikaryonidae.
AUGGCCGAUUUUCACAUUAGUAAAGUUCAUGAGCUUAUGAUGAACCAGAAGAACAUCAGGAACAUUUCUGUGAUUGCACAUGUCGAUCACGGAAAGAGCACGCUGACGGACUGUCUUGUGAUUAAGGCAAAGAUAGUGUCGAAGGACUCUGGAGGAGGGAGAUACAUGGAUUCUCGUGAGGACGAGCAGCAGAGGGGAAUCACCAUCAAGAGCUCUGCGAUAUCUCUACACUUCCAGGUUCAAAAGGAUGUUCUUGAGGCAUACACAAAGGAGGGAGAUACGAAUGGAACCGAGUUUCUCAUCAACCUGAUUGACAGCCCUGGGCACGUGGAUUUCAGCAGCGAGGUUACGGCGGCGCUCCGGGUGACCGACGGGGCGCUUGUUGUUGUGGACUGUGUGGAUGGGAUCUGUGUGCAGACCGAGACAGUACUUGGGCAGGCGAUGAACGAAAGGAUAAUUCCGACUCUGGUUCUCAACAAGCUUGACAGGGCGAUUCUUGAGCUGGAGUAUCCCCAGGAGAAGCUCGGAGAGGUCCUCAGAAGAAGGGUGGAGGGGUUCAAUGCCAAGCUGAGCACUCUGGGGUAUAACUUCAAGGUGGAGUCGCUUCUUCCUGAGAAGAAUGAGAUUUCGUUUUGCUCUGGGCUGCAGGGAUGGGGAUUUACAUUGAGGCAGUUUGCAAGGUUCUAUCUUGAGAAGUUCAACAUGAACGGGUUUGAAGGAGAGAGGAAGCUUACAAACUUCCUGUGGUCGCACAAGGUGUCCUGCACCUCCGACGACCCGUUUGAUGCAAGCAUUAAGCACAUAGCCAAGCCGAAUCCGGCCCGAAGCCCGUUUGUGGUGUAUGUACUGAAUCCCAUCUACAAGGUUAAGGAGCUGUGCAACAACGGGAAGGUUGAGGAAAUCAAGGAGUACCUGAAGUUCUACAAGGUGGACUUCAAGGGUGUAGUGCUUACGGGAAGCGGAAAGUCUCUUUUCAAGGAAGUCAUGAAGACGUGGCUUCCGGCAGCAGACUGCAUUCUGGAGCAGAUAGCGCUCAAACUCCCAUCGCCACUGCAGAGCCAGAAGCUCCGAUACGACUAUCUCUACGAGGGACCUGCCGACGACGAGGUCGCAAACGCAAUCAAGAUGUGCGACGGCAGUGACGAAGCACCUGUCUCGAUGUAUGUCUCGAAGAUGAUUCCCUCGAAUGACAACCGAUUUAUAGCAUUUGGAAGAGUUUUCUCUGGGAAGAUAUUCCCUGGAAUGAAGAUCAGGGUCCAGGAGCCGGGAUACUCGCCAGGAUCCGAGGAGCUGUCGAACACCUCCCUGAUACACAACAAGUCUGUUCUGAGGACUGUUGUGAUGAUGGGAAGAGGAUACAAGGAUGUGCCGAACUGCCCGGCAGGAAACAUCAUCGGGAUUAUCGGAAUUGAUGACUGCCUGAAGAAGACCGGAACGAUAACUAACAGGGAGGCAGCACACAACAUCAGGUCGAUGAAGUUCUCUGUGUCUCCUGUUGUCAAGGUGGCGGUUUCUGCCAAAAGGCCGGAGGAUCUUGGGAAGCUGCAGGAAGGGCUCAACAAGCUUGCACAAUCGGAUCCCCUGUGUGUGGUCGAAAGAAACGACAAGGGCCAAAACACCAUUGCAUGUGCAGGAUCCCUGCAUCUCGAGAUUUGCCUCAAGGAUCUCCAGGAUCAGUAUGCCAAGGUGCCGAUUAUUGCAGACGAUCCACUAGUGACGUAUUUCGAGGGGAUAUCGUGUGCUGUGUCUGAUUCUAAGAUGACGAAGUCGGCAAACAAGCACAACCGAAUUUACAUGACUGUUGAGCCACUCGACCAGAACAUAGUCGACAAUCUGAAGGACGUCAAGUCGGACCAGGCCAAGACGAUGGCAACGAACUUCCGAGAGAAGCUGGACAUACGGGAUGAUUGGAUCAGGAAGAUAUGGUGCUAUGCCCCCGAAGUCAACCCCCUUAAUCUCCUUGUUGACGGAACCAAGGGAAUUUCAAUCAUCAACGAAAUCAAGGAGCAUGUCAACACUGGAUUCAGGGCCGCUGUUAAUGACGGACCACUGAUCGGUGAGGUCAUGCGUGGGCUUAAGUUUGAGCUCAAGGAUGCCGUCUUACACGCCGAUGCUAUCCACAGAGGCAUUAACCAGCUGCUCCAGCCUGUCAAAAACCUCUGUAAGGGGCUUCUUCUUGCUGCAGGCCCCAUUCUCUAUGAGCCGAUAUACGAGGUGGAAAUAACCACUCCAAACGACUACUCUGGAGCAGUUACCACGAUCCUUCUUUCGAAGCGAGGAACUGCAGAGGACUUCAAGACGCUUCCUGGGAACGACACGACGAUGAUCACCGGGACGCUUCCAGUAAAGGAAUCCUUUACAUUCAACGAGGAUCUGAAGUCGGGAUCAAGGGGAAAGGCUGGGGCAUCGAUGAGAUUCUCCCACUACAGCAUCCUCCCUGGGAACCUCGAGGACCCAAAUUCCUUGAUGUUCAAGACUGUCGAGGCCGUCAGAAAACUUAAGAAAAUGAAUCCUGCACCUCCAACACCAGAUUCCUUCUUCGAUAGGCUUUAA